CGAUGGAGGUGUUCCAGAAGGAUGAGAGUGUCAAGCACAUCUUCUGGAUUCCUUGUGUGGCACACGUUAUGGACCUCAUCCUUGAGGACAUCGGCAACAUUGACUGGGUGGCGACCCGCAUUGCUCAGGAGCGUUUGGUCACAAAGUUUUUCAAGCGUCAUAGCCACGCUUGCGAAGUUUUGCAAGCUUUCACGACGAAGGCUCUGCUGCUUCCCGCCGAGACUCGCUUCGGUACGCAUGUGAUUAUGAUGCGACGACUUCUUCUGCUGCAAUCGCAUCUUAUGCAGGUGGUCGUUGAUGAUCGAUGGAAGGACACUGUUUGGUCAACGAAGAAGAUUCGAGACGACGCCGCGGAGAUGGUGGACAGCGACACGAGGCAGAUUGGCAAGAUUCUGCGUCGGUACAACGAGAUGAUCGCACGUUGUUUGUCUGCAUGUGCCGCUUUGGAGAAGUACGAGCAGGACGCGCUGCUUGAAGUGUUUGACAGAGGCCGCACCAUGUUCAAGUCGUCUGCUCAUGUUGCUGCCAUGAUGUUGGACCCCGAGUUUCGAGACCGCACGAUGCCAGAUGACGAGGAGAUGCAGCACGGUUUGAAACUCGCUCUGAUUCAGUUUGGGUACUCGGAACAUUCGGAUCAGCACACUGAGGUCCUCAGUGUCAUUGACAAGUUCCAUUCCAGGGAGCCGCCGUUCGACGAUGUGGCCAUGGACCGGGCAUCGAGGAGCUAUACCCAUCCAGCAUGUUUCUGGGAGUCGAAGGAGAAGAGGUUCCCGCACACGGCCUUCUUCGCUGGCAUGAUACUGCGUGUGUGGGCGACUGCGUCGCCUUGCGAGAGAGCUUGGUCCCGUUGGAGUUUCAUCCACUCCAAAUCUCGUAACAGAUUGGAGGUGGCGCGGGCCGAGAAGCUCGUGCGAUGCCAUUGGAACCUUCGGCUCCUCAACAGGCAGGCUAUGUCGGACGAUGCUCCCAGUGACAGGCCACAUCCGUAUGGGAGCUGGGUGCACUACKRGCAGCAGGUGGAGGAGGAGGUGCCCACCGACCAGCAGCUUGUGGCAGACCGAGGASCCCGUGUGACGGUCACGAAGGAGGAGUUGACGAGGAGGUGUCGUGGCGGCGGUCGCGGAGGUGGUCGUCGGGRCGGUCGCGGGCGAGGCGGGCGUGGAGGUCCUGGCGGGAGGCGUAGUGUAGCGAGUCGUGGAAGGGAAGUGGACGAGCUAGUACGCAAGCCUCGACAACGAUGGGAGGAGGGAGACUUUUUGUACGAGAGCUCGUCCAGCGAUGACGAGGAUUUCUUCGGGACUGGCAGGCCUGCACAGGAUGGUGACAACGAUUUCGACGACCGUCACCCGAACGUGGGCAACGACGAUGGCGCCAGUGGCGAUGAUCACGGUGACGGAGGAGAUAGACGACGACCAGCACAUGGUGACACAAUGCGCGCCGACGGGGCAGGGGGCGAGCACCRCACAGCAGUAGAUCACGCUCGAGAUGGAGUGCAUGAUGAUGGUUCACGACCUGUCUCGGGCGGUGACCUGAGGCGCUUGAAACGCGGACCAAGGGAAAAAGACACUAUCGCUUCACGUGUGCGCAAACGUCAUGGUGGGGUUGCUAKCAUUCCACUAUCACGAGUCCCCGCAACUGGGCAGAUUCCAGUUUCUGAGGACUCUUUCAGCGAUCACGGCGGCGAGGAGCGGAUCGAGCUGCAUGGUGGGAGCGGAUCCACGAGGUGGCCCUUCGAGUAUGCACGCGACAACUCCGAUGGGGCCUUCUGCAGCAGUCCCAGAAUCGCAACAGGGUCCAGCACCGUUGAUGCGUCAUCCCGAGUCUCAGUUGCAGSGACCUCGGAUGUGGGACAACCACUGGCAGCGGCGGAGCAAGAAAGUAUGCUCCCACCUCGCAGUGUUCAACCGCGGCUACCGCCUGCAUUGAUGGAGGGGAGUAAGGGGACCGUUGUUGUGUGUCAAGGCGACGAUCUCCCGGAACGUGAUAUCUCACACACUCCCGCAGCCGAGCAGAGCGCCGCAGACCAUGCCGGCCUCGCAUGCCCCACCGACAGUCUUCCGGGUACCGGCGAGUUACUGACCAUGGACUCUGCGCUCGUUUCUCUACCGGACUUGUCGACGUUGAUAUCCCCAGGUCUACCCCAUGUGUCACCGCCCAAGCCACAACAGCCUGUUGUCAUCGAGCGUGGAUCGGACGGGUUUGACGUGGAAGGAGGCGAUAUCGCCGAUAUCAUUACGAGCCCAAUGGUGUCUGCCACGCCCACAAUUUUUCGUGUUGGCAAACUACACGAGGUGGCCCUUGGUUUGGUGGAGACGGCGACGCGACACCGCCGCGACGGUCAGCGCAGCAUCGCACAACGCAGUCUUUCUCAUUCGUUUGACGGCGCAGAGGAAGGGUCUCAUGGUGGGCCAGUUGACACACUCGAAAGAGAAGCAAGACCCCCAAGUCCUCCGUCAAACUAAGAGCAUCAUCCGAUUGCCGCGGCUGUCGGCGCUGAUGCGGGCGUCCCCGUCACAAAUAGUGGCGCAGACGCG
Chara braunii is the source of this 2534-nucleotide messenger RNA. The record is from the annotation of a GenBank genome assembly. NCBI's taxonomy places the organism in Eukaryota, Viridiplantae, Streptophyta, Charophyceae, Charales, Characeae.